Messenger RNA from Pseudogymnoascus destructans, 1655 nucleotides. RefSeq lists its product as uncharacterized. Bases 627 to 1613 code for a protein of 328 amino acids. The record is from RefSeq and is a predicted model, not a curated record. The transcript is spliced from 5 exons. NCBI's taxonomy places the organism in Eukaryota, Fungi, Ascomycota, Leotiomycetes, Thelebolales, Thelebolaceae.
CCAUAACUCAAUAACUCCAUUCCCAUGUCGUUGAUAUCCUAUUCCACACUAUAACCUUUGCCUUUAGGUACCAGGUUACCAGAAGGUUGCCAGAACUUAUCUAACCUUCAUUCCUGGGUGAGAGACAUUUCCAUCGAUUAAGCCUACAGCUCCAUGAUUAAACAUCAUAUCCCGCAAACGCCUAACCAAUACCAUAUCCUUUGCCUGAAUUGUCACUCUCUUCGCAUGAAUAGCAGGAGAUUUGUCACUAUAACUUGAAGUAUACACAAGACAAAGAAGUAGAUCAAAAGAUAUAUGUACUUACAGUGAGUUUGUAGCAAGGAUGUUGUAGAAAGAGUAAAGAAAGAGGUAGAGGUUGAAAGGUAUGUGUUUUAUUUGAAGGUACGCGUUGUAGUGUUGUUUAGAACAGUAAUUAUUUGCAGGUGAAUAUUCCUUGACGAAUAUAAUUGUUUGCAACUUUAAAAAAACAACAACCUUACAACCAACCACCUUCCUUGGUUACGUUCCGAUCUACACAUUCUUCUUCUCUUUUGCGCUUUACCUCUUCACUAGGACCUCAAGUAAGUUUAUUAUCUUGAUUCUACAGUCAGAACUUCUGAUGAUCUUCUGCUAAUCACGUGUUUAGCAUGGCGAAACGCAAGGCACCUGAAGAACUCUCCACUAAUUUGAAUACUAUCAAAGCUCGCAACCGCGUCUCCAACCUUACUGAAGAUGAGAAGGCUGUUCAUUUAGCACUCAAGGCUGACCAUGGCGAUCUGAGCUACUACUUAAAGAAGUUAUACAAGUCUGCAAAGUAUAUCGCUGCCUCUGCUGAAGACAAGACACGUCUACAGAAUGAAUUGAAGGUUGAGCGUAUUCGUGUUCGGACUGAAAAGGGCACCCAUGCAUCUUGCAUUGCGAAUCAGAAAGUCAAGAAUACUAGCGCCCCUUCUUCUUCUCCACAAGCCCCACCAUCUACUCCGCCACAACUUCUGUCUGAGCUUGCUGCAUUUGAGGGUAUCACCAGUAUCCCAAUCGAUGACGAUCAUAACAGCGAAUGGGAGGAUACUGAGGUUGAAGACGAUUUAGAGUUGGAGCUUAUGUUACGGCGCGACGAUAUUUUAAAUGACGAGGCUGUUCUACCAGAUGAGCUUUCUGAUGAAGAGAUCGCUAGCAUCCAGGCUCUCUUAACUCAAGCACGCAUUGAUGCCCAUGAAGAGUCCAAUUUCCGCAAGUGGCAACAUUUCUGGGAUAGCUGUAUCCGCUCAUAUACGAGAAAGGCUGGAAAGCUGAGAAAGAAGCCUGAGCAUCUCUUUGAAUAUAUGCCAUGGAUUGAUGUAGAAGAAGGCACUUUUCACAACGUUAUCCCACCACAUAAAUAUUUCUGUUUGUACGAGCAGGCAGUUUGGACAAACUUUACAGCUUGGAAGUUUGGAAAGUGGGCCCAAUUACCAGGACCUGCGCAGUGGUACCCAAAGUCUUACAAUCUUGUCGACAACGGAUGGUUACAAGUCUCCACUCAUAGUUCUAGCUUCAAAGAGGCGUUCUUACUUGUCUACUCUAAGAAAUUUGAUAAGGAAAAGUGGGCUAAGGUAUCAGCUGCACAGGAUAUGUUGUUUCUGGAGUUAGAGUAGAGGAGAGAAAUGGAGUAUUUGAUUUUCCGACGCGAAUAGGGG